AUGCGUGAGUUCUUUGCCUAUAGACUACAAGAUCGUGUCGAUAAGUUUUCUGUUAUCCAUAAUGCAAAACGACUUUUCCAGCAGUUUGUUGUUGAUGCUUACACUAUGAUUGAGAGUGAAAGGUUGUUUUACAUACGGCGACAACAGACGCAUUUGAGGUCAGAAAGUUUUCAGAAUAUACAGAAUGCAAAUAAUUCUGGCAAAAAAGAUAUGUCAAAAAUUGGAACACGUAUCUUUAUUCCAUCUUCUUUCACUGGCGGUUCUCGAUAUAUGAUGCAAAAUUACUUAGAUGCAAUGUCUUUGUGCAAAUGGUUUGGGUAUCCAGAUUUUUUCAUUACUAUUACAUGUAAUCCAAAAUGGCCGGAAGUUGAAAGGUUUUUAAAAGAUACCACCAUAAGGCCUGAAGAUAGACCAGACAUUUUGUGUCGAAUUUUCAAGAUGAAACUAGAUUCUCUAACAAAAGACUUGAAAGAAGGCAACUUGCUGGGUAGAGUUAACUCUGUUGUCUAUACUGUCGAAUUCCAAAAACGCGGACUUCCUCAUGCACACAUAUGUGUAUUCAUGCAUCCAGACAACAAGAUACUAUCGGUUGACCAACUAGAUCCAAUCAUUUCUGCCGAAAUUCCAGACAAAGCCGAAGAUCCUGAGUUAUAUAAACUUGUAGCAGAUUACAUGAUUCAUGGUCCGUGUGGUGCUCUAAAUAUGAAUUCUCCUUGCAUGGUCGAUCGUAAAUGCUCCAAGAAGUUUCCUAAAAAAUUUGUUAAUGAAACAUGCUUGGAUAAGAAAGGAUUUCCAGUUUAUCGUAGAAGGGAUUCUGGCCAUUCUGUUGUUAAAUCCCGUUUGAACGUAGACAAUAGAUAUGUUGUUCCAUAUAGUAAAGUGCUGUUAAAAAGAUACCAGGCGCAUAUUAAUGUUGAAUGGUGCAACCAACUUGGUUCUAUCAAAUAUUUGUUCAAGUACAUUAACAAAGGCCCAGAUAGAACUACGCUUAGAGCAGGAACCUUUAUUCGUCUUCCGUUUCAUUUACCGGGCCAACAAAACGUAGUAUAUGGUGCAGAUGAUGACAUUGACGAGGUUCUUAACAAACCAUCUAUUGCUUCUACUAUGUUCUUAUCUUGGAUGAAGUGUAAUGAAAGAUUGCCUGAGGCACGUGAGCUUACUUAUGUUGAGUUUCCUUCAAAAUAUGUUUUUAAAUUAAAUACUCGCAGUUGGGAUGUAAGGAAACGACAUCCUUCAAUUGGUAGGAUUCAUUCGGUGUUUCCUUCCGCUGGUGAAGCAUACUACCUAAGAAUAUUAUUGAACAAAGUAAAGGGUCUAAAAUCUUUUGAAGAUAUUCGUACUGUAAACGGUACUUUGUAUCCAACUUUCAAGGACGCAUGUUAUGCGUUAGGGCUUUUGGAUGAUGACAACAAGUACAUUGAAGCUAUUAAAGAAGCCAGUUUGUAUGGAACCGCUACGUUUUUACAGACGUUAUUUGGGACAAUGUUGAUGUCUGGUAGUUUGUCUAGACCGGAUUUUGUAUGGGAGAAGACAUGGAUGUAUUUAUCGGAUGACAUUUUAUAUAGACAAGAAAAACAUUUAAAAGUUGAUGUUUUACAUUACUCUGAUGAAGACAUUAAGAAUUUGGAUUUGUUAGAGAUUCAGAAAUUCUUACUUCGGAAUAACUCAUCGCUGAAGAACUUCCUUUGA
Helianthus annuus (common sunflower) is the source of this 1689-nucleotide messenger RNA. RefSeq lists its product as uncharacterized. The coding region runs from base 1 to 1689 and encodes 562 amino acids. The transcript is spliced from 4 exons. The record is from RefSeq and is a predicted model, not a curated record. NCBI's taxonomy places the organism in Eukaryota, Viridiplantae, Streptophyta, Magnoliopsida, Asterales, Asteraceae.